Molecule: messenger RNA, 585 nt
Organism: Iphiclides podalirius (scarce swallowtail)
Lineage: Eukaryota; Metazoa; Arthropoda; Insecta; Lepidoptera; Papilionidae
Source: the annotation of a GenBank genome assembly
AUGCUGGUUUCGGCGACAGUGCAGUUGGCGCUGCUCGCCGCGGCGGUGCUGUCUGCCACGCGGAGUGACGCUGCCCCAGUGAAGUUAUGCGGCAGGCAGCUCGGCGAGAUCAUGAGCAGGGUCUGCCACGCUUACAACAGCCCCUCCUGGGACGUCCCGACAGUGGUCGAGCAACCAGCGGCGGUGGUCCGACGAAGGCGGCAAACCGGUAUCGCUGACGAGUGUUGCAAUUACGGAUGCACAUGGGAACAGCUCACAGAGUACUGUGCGGUCAGCGCCAACUCGGAGUCGCCGCUGGGCUCGAUGGAGUCGCACAUGAUCGAGGACCGGUCGGCGGAGGCCGGCGGGGUGGGGGCGGCGGGGGCCGGCGGGGCGUCGGCGGCGCCGCGCGAGGUGGGGCGCGUUCGGAGCCGCGGGUACGGGCGCGCGGGGUGGCGCCGCCGCUGCCGCUGCCGCGGGCGACGCUCGGGCCGGCGCCGCGCCCUCAUGGGUAACACGGUGUGUCUGGACGCGCCGCUCUCUCGCUCUCGGACGGCAACGCCGCUACUUGCAAUGCCAACUUGGCCACUUAUCUUCCCAGAUUUU